UUCAGUCGAAUUUCAAAUCUAUCGUGGAAUGGAUAGCCUGCAAAGGUUUGACAAAAUUUACAAGUAUUUGCUCGUGAUGGCCCCAAUUAUGGGGGUCGACUUUUUUAAACAUUCUAAUCUGAAUUGGAGAAUAAUUCUCUGCAUUAGUGUUAUUAUGAUGGGAUCUAUUAGUGUUCUUUAUACAUUAUAUAUUGUUCGCGAUGAUUUCGUAAUUCAAUUGAAAUGCCUUUGUGCUGCAAUGCAAGCUAUUCAGGGUUCUACAAAACUUUACUGCACCCUUAAAUAUAAAAAGGGAACGGAACGACUCCUCACUUCUGUUCGAAAUGCUUUUAAGUUUAACAGGAACAGCGGACCUAGUCGAAAAAAAAUAAUGGAUAAAUGCGCAACAAGAUACACAAGUUUCGCGAAAUAUGCACUCUUUAUCUGCUUAAUUAUAAUUUUAAUAAUUGGCGCGUAUCCACUUUAUUCUUUCGUGCAACUAAAAAAAAUUGAACUCUUCUUUGAAAUACACUUGAUUGGCUUUCCCAUGAGUGAUGGCACAGCGAAGACUUAUACAUAUAACUAUUUAGCGCAACUUCUGGAAAUCUUUUAUGCAUAUCAGGGAAAUAUACUAUACGAUGCUGUGCUAUGUACAAUAGUUUUUGGUGUCUACGUAUCUGUUGAGUUACAACACGCAGCUUUUCAAGAAACACUCAAGUUUAUUCGGAAGGAUCAGCUACUGUACAAAACACAAUUAAAGAAUUGCAUGGUGUUGAAUCAAAGCAUAAACAGUUAUAUUCUGGAAUUAAAUAGGAUAUUCUCAUCAGUGGUAUUCGUCCAAAUUGGCACAGGUUCAGGAACACUGGCGUUGGGUUUGUUUUGUAUAGUCACGACUGACUGGUUAGGAGCCUAUGGAUUCGCAAUGUUUGGAUUCCUUCAAAUUAUCGAAUACUGUUUCAUCGGGACCUUUCUUGAAAUUUCGAGUGAGAGAUUAGCGAAUAUGAUAUAUGCAUACCCGUGGUACUUAACUUCGUGUGGAAAUCGCAGGAUGAUUUUGAUAGCACUUAUUAAAUCGCAACAGCCUACAAAAUUAACAAUUGGAGGAAUGGCGCAUUUGAAUAUUCAAUCGGGAACAGCUAUAAUCAAAACAAUCUACUCGUACUUAAUGAUGCUUCUCAAUUUCACAACUUAAGGAAGUUUCCUUUCACUCAGAAUUUUGAAGCACCUGCACAGACAUGGACUAGGAG
Hermetia illucens (black soldier fly) is the source of this 1226-nucleotide messenger RNA. RefSeq lists its product as uncharacterized. The record is from RefSeq and is a predicted model, not a curated record. Gene Ontology annotation, biological process: detection of chemical stimulus involved in sensory perception of smell; sensory perception of smell. Gene Ontology annotation, cellular component: plasma membrane. NCBI's taxonomy places the organism in Eukaryota, Metazoa, Arthropoda, Insecta, Diptera, Stratiomyidae. Gene Ontology annotation, molecular function: odorant binding; olfactory receptor activity. The transcript is spliced from 5 exons. Bases 29 to 1171 code for a protein of 380 amino acids.